UUUUUACACCACAUUUGGAAUUACGCGCGCUUACGUCACUGCGCACGCUCAUAUUCCUGUGCACUAUUGACAUGACAGAUAUCUUAACCUCAAAACUGUUAUUUUUUUAGCAUUUUAUAACUUUUGUCUUAUUUGAGAGCGACGAUUCUAACUUUCAUUCAUUUAUAAUAACCCCACUGAAUGUACUUUGCGUGCUAUACUGUGCUACACAUUUCUAAAGAUGGCGUCGAUAUAACCCACAUACGUUCUCCUGUGUUCUCAUAAUUUGUGUAUAAUUGGCAAAAACGAUUGAAAUGUCCUUUAAAUAUUAUUUCAAGAUAAUAUUUGUGAGACACGUAGUAUACAAGAGAGAGAAGCUUGCCUUAUUUUUUAAAGACUUGCACAUUAUAUGAGAUCAGGAUAAAUAUUACCAGCAUGAGGAAAUAUUAUCAAGCUGCUCUUGUUCUAACAGCAGUAAUAAGUCUCAUAUCUUUGCUCAUCUAUAGGCAUCAGUACAAUAAACUAAGAUAUGUCUUAGAAGUCUUUAACUACUUUGGCAAGCAUGAGUCAAGAGGAGCUAAUAACAGUUGCAUAAGUCUUAACUCAACAUUGACCUCAUUCAAUCCCAAAUUCGACGAACCAAUUCCUUCUUGGCAACGUCUGGAAAAUGAUCUGUAUGUGUAUUCUGCAUAUAAUAUUAAUUACCAGUCACACAAAGAAAUACGAGCAAUUGGAGUUGGGAUUAUAACUAGUGUCUUGAAUAUGCAAUGUCUUAUUUUCUUUGAAAAUGAAAGUAAACCUAUAUUAGGAAACUUUAACUUUAUACCUAUCAGUAAGUAUUCCUCAACUGUGAACAAUUCGACGUAUAGAGGAUAUCAUUUUGUUUGCACGUACAGCAGCAAUGAGAUUCCCACUGGAAUAACAUUUGUCACAAAGUCUAAUAGGUAUCUCAAUUAUGCUCCUAUUCUUCCUAUAAGAAUAUUACCACAGCAUCGGGAUGCUAAUAACAGAGUAGGUGUGUGCGUGCUGCAAUCGUCAGUAAAAUCGAUGUUGCCUAGUAUGAUGAAUAUGAUGGGCUUUAUCAGCUUUCACACAUCGAUUGGAAUGGAUAAUUUCAUUAUAUACGACAGUGGAACACCAAGCAAAUUUAACAGCGGAUUAAAGAAGAUGGCAAAUGAUCCAUACACAGUUCAAAGAUUUACAUACAUAGUUAUACCGUGGAACUUUCCUUUCACGGAGAUUGAUGAGAUAAUCACGAAAGAAGUCGCAGUAGCAGAUUGCUUGUAUCGGUCAUAUAACAGUGUUACUUAUUCUAUUAUUCUUUCGUGGAACGAAUAUGUAGUUCCAAGAUAUCAUCGUACAACGGUCGAUCUGAUAAUGGACAUUAAAAAAACCGAAUCCACGUUUGAUCGUUAUAGGAUGAAAGCUAAAUUAUUCUGCACGCAACAAUCUGACAAUGAAAAGUACGCAAAUUCUACACAGACGUUGUUCAAAAAGACAAAAUCCAGCGUUGCUUCCAAAGAUAGCUUUGUUUACAUAUAUCAUCCACACAAGAUGGUACAUGCUGAAUUACAAAAUUAUCACAAAAUACGAACCACGAAUAUAAGAGAAAAUUUAAUUUCGGUGCAUCUUUAUAAGCAUUGUGAGGGUGGUGAAGAUGUUAAAUUUGUAGAAGACAACACAGCGCUCAGAUUUGUUGAAAACCUGCAAAAUUCGUGGAUCUUUAAGAAAUAUCGUGAACUUUACGAUCUUAUGUGAACAUAAAAUAAUACAGAUUUCAACACAACUCUAAGAGAUUAGCUAAUUGUACAAACUUUUUGAAGAUAAUGCUUUGUUUAUCAUCAUGCAUAUGCAUACGCACACACACACUCUUGACUCUUUGUGUGUGUUGUACAUAUGUUAUAAACAUUUCAGAAUUCUUUACACAGUCUUUCAUACAAAAAGUGCCUUAAUUACACCAUAUAAAUUAGCUAAUUAAAUAUUUUGUAUAUUUUAGAUUAUAAGCUAUAAUAAAGCAUUGCUUGUUUCUAAUAGA
Odontomachus brunneus is the source of this 2014-nucleotide messenger RNA. RefSeq lists its product as uncharacterized. The record is from RefSeq and is a predicted model, not a curated record. Lineage: Eukaryota; Metazoa; Arthropoda; Insecta; Hymenoptera; Formicidae. The coding region runs from base 415 to 1737 and encodes 440 amino acids. The transcript has 3 exons.